Chelonia mydas (Green sea turtle) is the source of this 4113-nucleotide messenger RNA. Its product is annotated as NADPH--cytochrome P450 reductase. The record is from RefSeq and is a predicted model, not a curated record. NCBI's taxonomy places the organism in Eukaryota, Metazoa, Chordata, Testudines, Cheloniidae. Bases 376 to 2409 code for a protein of 677 amino acids. Gene Ontology annotation, molecular function: FMN binding; flavin adenine dinucleotide binding; NADPH-hemoprotein reductase activity. Gene Ontology annotation, cellular component: cytosol. The transcript is spliced from 17 exons. Gene Ontology annotation, biological process: response to hormone.
AAACCACACAGGCUCAGCCCAGGAGAUAAAAAGGAAAUCGGAGAGGCAGUUCUUCCUUUUGCAGAUACAGUCAACUCUCCCGCAGAACUACAGAGCCCAAACCUUGUUACUCGGCUUUAUGUGGAAUACGGGCCCCAGAAAAGGACGUGUGAAUGCAGCAGGCUUUUCCACCUCAGGCAACAUCAUAUGACACCAACUGGAUGGUAAAAAUCAAUCGAUCAAAAUAAUCAAAGAACCAGGACAAGAAAAGAGCCAAAGCUGGUGACAUUGGACAGAUCUACCUUUGAGAAGUGCCUGUACAGUUCUGAACAUUUCGAAGCACUUUGCUAGCAGGCCAACUUCAUCACCUCUUGUGAGGCAGUGUUGCCAGUUGCCAUGGGGGAUUCUGCCAUGGACUCCACUCUCCCUAUUCCUGAGAGCGCUGUCCCGGAGGGCGCACUCUUCAGCAUGACCGAUGUGUUCCUCUUCUCACUCAUCGUUGGCCUCCUUUCUUAUUGGUUCCUCUUCCGCAAGAAAAAGGAAGAAAUCCCUGAAUUCACCAAAAUCCAGCCAGUAACAUCCUCGGUGAGGGAGACCAGCUUCGUUGAGAAGAUGAAGAAAACGGGGCGAAACAUCGUGGUGUUUUAUGGUUCCCAGACUGGUACAGCAGAGGAGUUUUCCAACCGCCUUUCCAAAGAUGCCCAUCGGUACGGCAUGCGAGGCAUGUCAGCGGACCCCGAGGAGUACGAUAUGUCUGAUCUGAGCCGCCUCUCUGAGAUUGACAAUUCCUUGGCCGUGUUCUGCAUGGCUACGUACGGAGAGGGUGAUCCCACAGACAAUGCCCAGGAUUUCUAUGACUGGCUGCAGGAGACUGAUACUGACCUGACUGGUCUCAAAUUUGCAGUUUUUGGGCUGGGCAACAAGACUUACGAGCACUUCAACGCAAUGGGGAAAUACGUGGACAAGAGGCUGGAGCAGCUUGGAGCCCAGCGGAUAUUUGAGCUCGGCAUGGGAGAUGAUGAUGGGAACCUGGAAGAAGACUUCAUCACUUGGCGUGAGCAGUUCUGGCCGGCAGUGUGCGAGCACUUUGGCGUGGAAGCUACCGGAGAGGAGUCCAGCAUCCGUCAGUAUGAGCUGGUGGUCCACACAGACAUCAAUAUGAACAAGGUCUACACUGGCGAGAUGGGCCGGCUGAAGAGCUAUGAAAGCCAGAAACCCCCGUUCGAUGCAAAGAACCCUUUCCUGGCACCUGUUAUCCUGAACCGAAAGCUGAACCAGGGCGGAGAGAGGCACCUCAUGCACUUGGAAUUGGACAUUUCUGGCUCCAAAAUCAGGUAUGAGUCUGGGGACCAUGUUGCUGUGUACCCAGCUAACGACACAUCACUAGUGAACCAGAUCGGCGAGAUUCUGGGCGCAGACCUGGAUAUGAUCAUGUCCUUAAACAACCUGGAUGAGGAAUCCAAUAAGAAGCAUCCGUUCCCCUGCCCCACCACGUACCGGACAGCCCUGACCUAUUAUCUGGACAUCACCAACCCACCGCGCACCAACGUCCUGUACGAGCUGGCUCAGUAUGCCACAGACCCCAACGAGCAGGAGCACCUCCGCAAGAUGGCGUCUUCCGCUGCUGAGGGCAAGACGCUGUACCUCAGCUGGGUUGUGGAGGCCAGAAGGAACAUACUAGCCAUCCUGCAGGAUGUAUCUUCUCUCCGACCUCCCAUCGACCACCUCUGUGAGCUGCUGCCUCGCCUGCAGGCCCGUUACUACUCGAUUGCCUCCUCUUCCAAGGUUCACCCUCACUCCAUCCACAUCUGUGCUGUGGUUGUGGAAUACGAGACCAAGUUAGGCCGGGUGAACAAAGGAGUGGCCACUACCUGGCUGAAGAACAAGGUGCCCAAUGAAAACGGGCACAAGUUGACGGUGCCCAUGUACGUCAGGAAGUCACAGUUCCGGUUGCCUUUCAAAUCCAGCACGCCCGUCGUCAUGAUCGGGCCCGGGACUGGGAUCGCCCCGUUCGUUGGCUUCGUUCAGGAGCGGGCCUGGCUGAAGCAGCAAGGGAAGGCCGUUGGCGAGACGGUGCUGUACUAUGGCUGUCGCCAUGAGAACGAGGACUACCUGUACCGAGAGGAGCUUGCCCAGUUCCACAAGGAGGGAGCCCUCACCCAGCUCAACGUCGCCUUCUCCCGGGACCAGGCCCAGAAGGUCUACGUUCAGCACUUGCUGAAGAAGAACAAGGCGGGGGUCUGGAAGCUCAUCCACGAGGGGAACGCUCACAUCUAUGUAUGCGGUGACGCUCGCAACAUGGCGCGGGACGUGCAGAACGCCUUCUACGAAAUCGUGGCCGAGUUCGGCAGCAUGACCCAGCCCCAGGCCGUGGACUAUGUAAAGAAACUGAUGACCAAGGGCCGCUACUCCCUGGAUGUCUGGAGCUAAGCCGGGCUCCCGGGCUGGAAAGAGGAAGGAUUCCCAGACGGCUGCUGAACAGGAGACAAACGGCCCCUGCCCCAGCCAUUGCAAGAACGUGCCAUGAAACUAAACUAAACCUUAGAUCCCCUUACCUGGUAAUCGCCCUUCUAUACCCACCUCCCCCUCCGCUAGACAGCUCUUGAGAGCCCUGCGAAGGGCGGGGCAGGAACUGUUGGAACCCCCCUGGGUUUUCUGGAGGGAGACGCAUCUCCACUGAGAUGGACGGGCUCGCCCCAGGAACCAACAGAAGCCAGGGCUUGAUGAACUGCUCCUGGGUUCCCCUCUCCUGCGGCGCAGGGCAAGGCCGGUUAACUGGCAGGGCUGCCCGCUCUGCUUUGCUGUCUGUGCAGCAAACCGUCUGCAGGACGCUCACUCCCUCCUCUCUCUGGAGCCGCUUCGUGCUCCUGUGGAAACUGUGACAUGGGGGCAAGGGGCUGCCCUUCCUGUACCCAGCCCCUGGCUUCCAGCCUACCCCCUCUGGGCCCAGUCGCAUAGACCCCAAUGCCCCCUUCUCUCCCAGGGAGCUGCCUUGGUUUUUAACCCGUUCUUUGGGGACAAUCUGGUGCAAGCAGAGCUACGCCCCCUGGCUGCUGCACGUGGGAGCCCAGUGCUGAGAGGGUCUAGCUCCCUUGCAGGGCAUCAGAAGGUCUCCACUGGCAGAGGCCAGGAUGCUGAGUCUGUGUCUCUCUUGCCCCACGAGACUUCCAGCACUCGCUGCUUGCUGGUCGUUUCGUGGGCAGAGCAGGUCCUGUCCUGCUGGCACUUGGCUUGAGCAAGAGGGCUGGGGUGUGCCCCCUCUUGCUGUGAUGGGGCAGCCUGCAGCCUUGCCCACCUUUGAAAUUCUCCUGUGGUCUGAAACCAGCCCUGGCCACCUGAGAGCCUGCGCCGCCUACCCUGGCCUCAGUGUGUGCCAGGCAACACCCAGGACAAGCCCCUGCUGGUGUAAACUCCUGCCCAGCCUGUGCUUGGAGGCCUCUCUGGUCCGGCUAGAGACCCGUUAGCACCUAGGGAGAGCUGUGACAGUCCUGCUCUGCUGCGAGGCUUGCCCCAGCCCUGGCCCUGGCCCCACAGGCCCUAGCAGUAAGUUGGCUGGUGGGGGUGGGGAGCUGGAGCCAGGGCUGCCUCCCAGCAGCUUAAUGCUCAAGUCUCAGCAAAUUGGGGACUCGCUUUGUAAGGUCCCAGCCCAGUGACAGAAAAUCCCUCUGGAAGCCUGGGCCCUGGAAGGGGGAGGAUGGCUCCCUCCUGAGCAGUCACUAACCUCCCUGGCCUGGGGUUUGUCUCUUAUGUAGCCACUGCUGCGAUGCCACCAGGUCAGGGACUUAGCGGCAGCGCUUGCCUCCACUGAACCUUGUUUCCUUAGUCAGAGGGGACAGGAGAUGGCCAGAGCCUCCUCCUGUGAAAAGGGGGGAGUAAUUCCAGCUACUGGCCUGCAGGGAGCCUCAUGUGCAGCUGUAGUCAGCCCAGGGGAGCAGGGAGGAGAACUGGGUCCCACCUGGUUAGUUACAUGAACUGAACCCCCCCUUUUCAGCUUCUCCAGGCCCAGUUUUGGUAUCUGUGUUUUAUGUUCACCCCUGCUUGAGAUCUGCUCAUGGAAAAGCUCUCUCAGCCUGUCCCAUGAAUGUAAAUACUUUAAAUAUACUGUCCCCUUGGAAUAAAACAGGGUCUUUAUUU